UCGUUUAAAUGCUUCUGAAUUUUGUCCGAAUAUUGUUUUGUGUGUGAGCUCCGUCGCCGUUUUUCACACAGUUGACCUUUCGCAUAUGUCCUUAUGUUGUGCUGUCAUAGUAUUCUUUGGAUAUUUUGAAAAGUGUACAGUUUGCAGUUUUUUCUUACAUCUUCUCUUCUGUAGCGGGGCUGUGCUGAGCGAAGAACCAGUCAAGUUUUGAAAGAAGGUACCCGAGCCGAGACAGGCUGACAGACGGGCAGGUUGAGAGGAUGACAAAUGAGAAAGAAGAAGAAGGAGGAGGUGGAGGAGGAGGAGAAGGAGGAGGAGGGAAAGAGGAGGAACCUGGUGGAACCAUGAAAGAUGAUAGCAAGUCUUCAGAAGGUCAUAAAAAGAUCAAGUGGCGCUACACUGGGGAUGAAUUAUGGGACCUUCGUAACAGUCCUGCAUCGAGGAAGAAGCCGGCUUGUCUGCUCAGUGAAUUUUGCGAUGAGAAAGGGAUAUGGGAACCAGAACUGUGGCAUGCAUCUUUCUCUGGUCGAAGAUCAAGAGGACCUUCACCAUUAAACCUCUAUGAGCCAAAGGAACCACUACGCAAGAAGUACUCAGAUGCCAAGGAGAGGAUUCUUGAUGAGAAAGAUGGUAUCGUUCUUAGUCCCCAGCGCAGAAGCUUCGGUCUCGGAUGUCAGAUGGCAUUCCAGCCCCCUGGGCAUGCCUCCGAACGACAUCACAACCACAGCCCCACAGAGGGCAAAGACCACGAUCGUCCUAUACGCACUAUCACCCGGCCAGGAACUGGGCGCAUCAUCACAAGGAAUCGUCCUCCUGUGGAUAGCAGCGAUCGAGAGAUUCUGCGCGACAGGGAUCGUGAUCGAGAUCGGGACCGAGACCAUGAUAUGGACAGGGAAUGGAUCAGGAACAGGAACAGAGACAGAGAAUUUGAUCGAGAUAGGGACAGAGAUAGAGAUUUCCGUGAUAUGGAUAGAGGUGGAGGAGGUCGCCAAGGUUUCAAUAGAUAUUAUAAUAGGCAAAAUUACCGUCGUCGUAAUGAGGAGACUCCUGAAUGGUUCACAGUGGGUCCUACCAGCCAAUCAGAUACUAUCGCUCUCCAUGGGUUUGAUGAACAUGAAGAAGACAGUGGCAGUGAACCAGAGGUUAAAGGCAGACGUCCAUCUGUUGCUGAUAGGAAUGGAAGUAUGGAGACUGCCAGUUCCAGUUCACCUGAAGUCUCUCAUGAAAGUGGGAACAACACCAGUGGGGCUACCUCAGCCAAGGACUUUGAUGUCAAUGAUUUCUUCAAGCUGGAGAACAUGCUGCCCCAGAUACCCAAUCCAGACGAAGGAGAGACAGUCUCGGGAAAGAGCCGCUUCAGUCAUCUCUUCAACACCCAGAGAACCCGUACUGAUAGCAGCGGUACAAGCCGUAGUAACAGCCGUCGAUCAUCACCCCAUGAUCCUGAACUGGAGCUCUACCAUUCUGGGCUUGAACAGUUAAUUGGUAGAUCGAGUCCCACAGUGAUGAUGGGUGAGCGUCUCUUCACCCCUAUCAAGCCAGCUGAGGGUGUAUCAAUGAGCACCCAGAUGGCGUUAUUGGGAAUGAUGCAGAAGAACAAGCAACAUAAUGAGACAUCUAAUCCUCCCACAAUACCCCAACCACAGCCGCAGAAGAAUGGUGACGAGGACUACAGGAAAACAGUAGUCAAGCAGAAAUUGAUGGCAGGACAGGCAAAGAGUUUAGCCGAGAUCGAAGCAGACAUGAAGAAGAGCUCAGUCAACCAAAGCCCUUCGUCAGGGGACAGCCCUGCCCAUUCUGGAAGUGGUUCUGGUACUCCUAACCAUGCCCAUCCGGGUGGUAUGCGAGCUGGGGGAGCUUCUCACUAUAUAAUUGGGGGCCAGGCGAAGAGUUUGGCUGAGAUUGAGGCCGACCUGAAGAAGACUAGCCUUAACCAGAGCCCAGCUGGUGGGGGCAGCCCUGCCCACUCGGGGAGUGGACCCAGUACCCCAUCAAACAUGGCCCAUCCUGGCGGUGUCGGUGGUGGAGUCUUACCUCACCAGCUGUUUGGGGCAGGAGGUCAGCAGGGGCGUGCUAGCUCACCUCCAAAGGGCGGUGACCAGUCAGCAUUCAAUAGCUUUAUUGCUAGUAUGAAGGCAGGAGGAGGUUUUGCUGGUACAGAGAAAAGAGAAGAACAAACGUCAUCCCCCAAACCAGUUCACCCAGGGCUUGUUCAGCGCACUGCGUCACCACCUCCUGGCCACACCCAUGGCCAUGCCCCCAGUGCUCCGUCAGCCAUGGAGAAGGUUGCAAUGAUGAUGAAGGCAUCAGAGCAUCCACAGGAAGCUAGGCAACCUCAUCCCCAGGCUCAGCAGCAGCUGCCACCUCAUCACCCUCUGGCACACCAGCACAUGCAAAGCCAGCAGCAGCAGCAGGCAGGGAGGGGUGUGUCUCCAUUACCACCAGGUCUCAUGGCAAGACACGCCCAUCCCCAUCCAGGGGCCCAGCAACCACCCAGGGAAGGACCUAUUCUCAACCUGCCAGAUAAUCGUGGACCUUCUCCCGUCAACCAGGAGGUGAUGGCUACACUCUUCAAGAGCCAUGCCCCUCCUGCCACAACCGCCACUACCGCUCCUACCAGCGGUCCUGCCCCUCAUCCCCUUGGGUUGCAGCAACAAGCAAGCCACCAGGCUCCCAGUAUGCCUCCCAGGGGUCUACCAGCUAACGUGGAGCAGAUGCAAGCAUUGAUGAGGCAGAACCCAGAGCAGAUGGCUGCUCUCAUCAGACAGUAUCAGGUGCAUCAGCAACAUCAACUGGCUAGACAGCGUGCUAGUCCUGUACCACCCAACCAGGAGGCAGUGUUCACCAUCCUCCGUCAUGCCAUGGCCAACCCACCCUUUGCAGCUGCCCUCAUGGCACAGGCAAACAAAGAAGCUCAAUUAGCCCCUGGCAAUGCAGCCUCUGCUAUCAACCGGGCUGCUUCCCCCAGGGACAUGCUCACACAGGCCCUGCUUCAGUCAAUGCCUCGCAUGCAGUCUCCUGUCGCAAUCCCUGGCAGCCAGUCUCCCUUGCCAACUGGCCCAGCAGCAGCGGCAGCAGCCCUCCGCUCCCAGUCCCACAGCCCCCUUCCUGGAGGCAUCGCCCCUCCUACCCUGGGACCAGCUGGACUGGCCACCUCUCCUCUCCUUAGCUCCUCCAACACCCUUGCUCCUCCUGGACCUUCGCCGGUGAAUCCCCUUCUGCCCCAGAGGAUUCCUUCCCCCCAGGAGCUGGCUAAGCACACACAGGGUAUCCUCCAACAGGCUCUUAUAAGGAAACAACUGGAGGUACAAAAGGAGAAAUUCAAGGCCAAGGAAGCUGCUCGAGCUAAAUCUCCAGCUGUUGGUCAACCUAAUCAAGGGAAUCCACAGCAGCAGCUUCAACAGCCUCAGAAACCACCACAGCAAACCGUAGGUCCCCAGAACUCUGGCCCACCAAACAGUGUUGCACAGGCUCCUGGGGUAACCCCACAUCCUCAGCCAUCACAACAGGCUAACCAACAGCAGAACCAGCAGCAGAACCAGCAGCAGUCGCAACAGCAGCCACCAAGACCUUCAUCUGGCACUCCCCCUGGAACACCAGGACGGAGGACACCCAGUAAGAUAGCAGCUGCCUUCAUGCCCACCUCUGUAAUUCGUAAAAUGCAUGAGAGUAAAGCUGAAGCCAAGGCUGCUACCCAGGGCAGACCAGGGGAAGGUGUCGGCAAGGGUGAUGGUUCAUCUGUGCAAGAACCAACCACUGAAAACCAAGGAGUCAUUCCAAACCAUGGAGGAGGAGAGAAAGGGAGAGAUAUGAAUAAGCAGCUGGAUGGGGAUAAUAAAGCCAUUCCACCCCAACCUACUCCCCAGCAGCAGCAACAGCAGCUGAGGGGUCCACACCAACCCCAUGGUCCUACCCAGCAGGAUGGUAGGAGAGACCUACAUGCCCCAACCCACCCACCUAACCACAGUGCCCCAGAGCAAUCUGAAAUAACAAAGAACCCUCAUAUUCUGGGUAGCAGUAGUGGUCCAAUGAAGGCCUUUCAUCCCGAGGGCCACGUCCCUCACUCUCAGUCAAGUCAUGCCCCUCACUCCCAGCCCAACCAGAUUCCCAGCCAAGCUCACCUUCAGCAGCAGCAGGCAUUUCUGCAAGCAAGGCAGGUGCCUCCAGGUUUAGGUGGCCAGCAGCAGAGGAUGGAGAUGGUGCAGAGAAUGGGAGAGAGAGUAGCUAAACCACCAACCCCUCCCAAUGUUCAGUCUCACCAUGGUUUGCAAAUGAAUCGUAUGGCAUCAGCUCAGCAGCAGAAUCCACAGCUACAGCAGCAGCAGCAGCAGCAACAGCAAGCUCGCCUACCAAUGAACCCUGCCAUGAUGUUACCACCAGCCAUGCAAGCCAACCUCAUGAGAGGUAUGAUGAUGCCUGGCAUGGUACCACCCAACAUGAGAGGGGUACCGCCACCACAGUUCAAUAUACAGAAUAUGAAUCGGGCCAUGGGACAUCAUAACCUACAGCAGAUGUUGCAACAACAGCAGCAACAUCAGAGUAACUUUGCCAGAGGGAUGCAGCAACAACAACAGCAGCAGCAGCAGCAGGGUGGAUCAAACUCUCAGCCUCCCCAACAUCAAGGCAACAUCAACCAUCUCCAGCAGCAAGCUGAGUUGUUCCAGCAGCAACAGCGCCACCAAGCUGCCCACACUGCUCAACAUCACCCACAACACCAAGACAGCAAGGCUUCUCAUCCACCCACAUCACAGCAACAACAACCACAGCAGCAACAACUGCCGCAACCAGGUCGCAAUCUACAACAUCCCAUGAUGGGUCACCAUCACAACCACCCUUCACUACCCCCUGUAAGCGGGGGCAUGGAUAACCGACGGUCCCCAGUCAAUCACCUGGCCAAAUGGUUUGGUCCCGACCUACUCAAGCAACCCAUCAAUCAAAUGCCACCAGCUAUCCCCAGUGGACAGAAGAUCAUGAGUGUUGAAGAGCUGGAGAGACAGCAACAGCAGCAACAGGUUGUAGGAUGAUUGCUUUUAGAGUUGUCUGAUGAUGUGUUGAAAAUAAGUCAAACUUUGGCAGUCAAAGAUGUGUCUGUUGCAGACAGCUUCACACCUAUAUGAAUUAGACAGACCCUUCACUAUUCGAAAUGCCCUGCUUUAUUUUCCUGAGGUAAAUGUAUUUGUAUGUAUCCAAUACAUGGUUUUUGGUCUACUUUCCAUCAAUUCAUGACCUAGUCCAUAUUAUUCAGUUUAGAUUAGCGAGCUUUGACAAGUGUUAAUUGAUGCUGCCCUUAUGUAAGAGGGUCUGUGAUCUCUAUCACAAUAGGCAUUUAAUUCAGUAGAGAUCGCAAGCAACUGCAUGUUCAGUGAUAGCAUCUAUUUAUAUGAGAUACCACAUUCUCUGAAAAGUACCAGGCCCUGUUAAUGCAUGAUGAACCUAUUUCCAGAAGCUUGUUUAGUUCCAGUGUAAUUGUCAGUUAAUGACAUAUUGUCAGUGCUAACAGGCUUUAUGAACAGUUUCCCAAGGCCAAAUCACAAAUUUGAAGAACAGUUCUGAUUCUCAUGUAAAAAAUGAUCUUGAUUGGCUAAAAUGCCUUUUUGUGAAUGUGACGGGGCUCAGGAAGUAAGAUUUGUGACAUUUCCAGUAAUUUUUUUUGUUGCCAAAGAUGAGGGUUGUGAUCUUAUUGACUGGUUUUUAGUUAGGAUUAGAUUUUUUAUGGAGAUGUUUAGUGACAUUUCCUAGGUAGUAGAUAGGGGUUUGUUUUGUGUUAGAGAAUGUGAUUGUGGAGCAGCUGUCACCAGAGCCUAUGCAGGCUUUGGUUUCAUUUUGGUUUAGGUUUAGGUUGAAGGUUAGAUUUAGGUUUAGAUUGAAGAUUUAGGUAAAGAGAAGAGUUAGAUUUAGCCAAGAGAUAGAGGUGAUGGAAAUUAAUUAACAAUUUCCACAUGAGCAAUGAUGAUAUCAGUCACUAUUCCCCAAAGUCAUUAAAAUUAUUGCUGUUCCCUUGGGAAUGUUUCAUAAAGUGUCCUGCAAAACUGUAAAAGCCCAGCGUGCUGCGCAACCGUUUAAUAAUAUUGCUGUUAGAUUGCCAUUUAUACUGGUGUAAAUAGUUUUAUAAAUCAGUUUGUAAAGUUAUGCAUAACAUCAUGAAAAAAUAGAUAUUAGAGCCAUUUUUUGCCAUAUUAUAAACCACAAUUGUUGAAUACAAGAACAUUAAACCUCUGUUUUAAGAAAUCAAGUAAAGCUUUCACACCUAUUAAUUUGUUUCAGUUUAAUUAAUACAUUUCUUAAAAAAAAUCAAGAAAUAUAAAAAUGGAUAAUAACUACAAAGGGAGCAAUACAUCGUUCAUAAUUAUUGAAAGAGAUGAUUUGGUGAAUUUAUUGGGAAAGCAAUGGCCAGCAUUCUGUUGACUUUGCUUGCAAGAUGCACUUUUGGUACUCCAUAUCCAUUUGUUUAUAAUGCUAAUCAUAACUUUACAUAUCUAUCUUUACAUAUUUGAAUUUGUGAGUUUAUUGAUAGGCUGAAUGAUUUAAUGAACCUUGCAUAACAUGAUAUGUAUACUAUGUAUAUAUGUUCAGUAUUAGGCUUCAUGCAAGUGUAACAUGGUAAAUUACAAGGUGUACCAAGAAGGGGAAAUCCAGUUUUCUUAUAUUUUAAUGAGGACAGAUAUUCAUACAGUGACAAUAACAAUUAUAUCACUUGAAAGUGUAUUUGAAUAUACCUUGAUUAGGUUUCAAGACACUUACAGCAAUAACACCGAUGUUUGGAAAAUGACAUGCAAACUUCACUUGUCUUUCACUUACAUUUUGAACAUAUCAAUACAGUGUACACUGAAAAUUGAAAGAAAGAAAUAUUUACAAAAAAUUGCAAUGGUUCCCAUCUUACUAUUUGUUUUUGUCCUUAAAUGAAAGCCUUUUGAUGAUAAAAUAUAAAAUUUCAUUUGAAAAACAUAAAGAUAGUGCUUUGUGAAAGCAGUGUUGGUAAAGCAUUUUUAACAAUUGUAUUGUUCCAAGGUACACAAUUAUGAUUCACCUUGUUGAUGUGCAGUGGAAGUGAACUGCCUACCAUUUUGUUCAUUUUUUUUACCACAAUUUUUCAGCAAUCCAUGGUCAUAGAAACCUGAACAAGGUUUCAUUCAAAUGCUCAUUUUCAGGCGAUAUCUUGUUUUGAGGUCACUUAUUGAAUAUUUUCCUGUGAAAAGUAUAUGAAAAUUAGGAUUUUUAAAAUUAUUGUACACCCUAUACAAUAUACUGUAUUUUGGUCUAUAAUGACACUAGAAGUCUACAGCAUUCUGUGCUUCUGAAAUAAAUUUGUGCUUAUAGUAUUAGUAGACAUUUUUUUUCAAUGAAGAAUAAGUUCUCUUUUUCUGUCUGUUCAAUACAUCAUAUAUACAUGUAUGUAGCUAACACAUUUGCUGUUUGCAGUUGCCAUUAUCAUGUGCUUUUGAUGCUCGAAUGUACAUUGUAGACAUGAUACGAAACAAGCAACACUAGUGGUUUUUCCAUUUUAUAUGUCAAUAUGUGUGGGAAAUAAUGUUCAGGUGAUUUUACACGUCAGUUGAUUUCAUUCAAGGGUUGAAAUGGACUUGAUGCCAUGAAUGCAUCUUGGUUUUUAGUUCAACCAAAUAAUGAAAAUGGAAUACAAUCAUGAGAGGGUACAAAUGCUUUAUCACUUGUAGAGUAUUUGCAAUUCCUUGUAUAUUAUUACAGACAAGGGGAGAGAAUGUUUUGGAUGUGUGAUGUAAGCGGUAGGAGCACAUGUGAGUGAUUCAUCCAUUGAGUGUUUCACAUCAUGUUGUAACAGUUAAGAAGUCUUUAUAUGUGUUCAUUGUAAAAAGACAUCCCUGUUUCACAUUGUGAUAUAAACAGGUAAAAAGAAAAUAUUUUAUUACACUGUAUCUGUUUAGUGAAGAUGAUUUAAAGUGUGUUACACUGCUUUGUGUUUCCUUGUAUGUGCAUUUGUAAUUUGAUUAUGUUGUAUAUUAUGUAAAUGUUUGUAUGUAUGAAUUUGAUUAGUGCCUCGUGAAAUGAGUAUAAAAGUUUGUAGAUAUAUUUAUGUUUUGUAUUAAGUUUGUUAUAUAAGACAAUUCCUUUUUAUUUCCAGUGCCGUAAAAAGUCAAGCCCCAUUGAUGUGUAAUAUAUAAUUGUAAAUCAUUAUGAUUUUUUGAGAACUUGAAGUUGUUAAUUCAUAUAUUAUACUCUAAUUAUGAUUGCAAUUAUUCAUAUCUUCGAAGUUGAACCCGCGCAGGAUUUCAAGCAUUCCAUGUAUAAUUUCUGUAAAUGUUUUGUUUCUCUAUGAAUCUGACUACUUUAGCAGUUAUUUCUUGUAUUUCCUUUUGUCCUGUGUUCAUGUGGAACAAUUAAAAGCUGUUACUUUUUUAUAUGUUGAAGUUCAGCACAGAUAUUAUGUUAGUGUUGGCUAGAUGUGAAGGGAAUGAUGUGACUUAUAAUUUUGUUUGCUAUUGAAUCACAUAUAUGAAACAUUCUAUUUUGAAAGAGAAAAUGACCUGUAGAUUAUAGUAGGUUUUAUGGAUAUGUGUAUUUGGUUAUAAAUCUCCCAAUCACACCAGAAAAGCAGUCACAAGAUCAUUGGUACAUCAAACAUGAAACUUCAUGUUCAUAUUAGCCGAGGUAUUUUUGGUUGAGACCGAAUCAAAAUGGUGAAAGAUGGUGUUGCUUUGGAGCAUUGAAUAUGAUGCCGUUGUUCAGUAUUUGUAAAUAACACAGAGUUGUAUGCUUAUAGCGUUGAUUUUCAAUGCUCUAUCAUGUAAAUACUCAUUCAUUUUGUAGAUUAACAUGCUUUUGGUUUGUUCUGUUAAUUCAUAACUCAUGUAUUUUUUUUGUUGUUGCUUUCCACUUGGAAUGCAGAGAAGCUGGUGUUUUGUAAAUAUGAGAAAUGUGCUUUACUUUGUGUGUGAGGGCAACCCUCUACUGAGGAUUGCAAUGUAUAUGCUAGAAGCAUGCGGCUUUGUACAGGCUCCAAAUAUUUCUACUUUGUUAUGAGCUGUGCAUUGAGAUGCAGGCACAACAAUUGAACUGUAUUCAUUAGAGAUCCAAAUUGCCUUUAAUACAUUGAUGUUGAGUAAAAAAAGUUGACAAUGUAUGUCUCUUUUACAAUCAGAAAUAGUUGCCCCAAAUCAGAUGUCAUUUUCGGCUCUUCAGACUUUUUUUCUCAAAAAUAAAUUUAUUGCACGUUUUAGUGUCUGACAACUUGUUUGAAAUUGAUGCAAGAUUUUCUUGGUUUGAUUGAGGAAAAUUGACCUUAAAAUGAUUUAAUUUGUAUUUUCAUGUUGAAGAGUAAUUUUCAUUACCCUUGUAUUUAUUGUCCCAUGAAACAUGAACAUGAACAUUUAUGUCAAAGAAAAGUUGUUAAUUUUCAGUUUAAAAAACAUGUGAUUUAAAUCCCUAACAGUACUGAAAAGAAUAUAAUUGCAAGGAUUAAGGCCAAUGUGAUCCUUUUUAUAAUUUCAUGAAUCUGAAUAUUGUGCUUCAUCACUAAAGAUUAAAUCGAAUUAUUUCCAUGAAAUUCCAAGCAGGAUUCGGCAGUUGUUUGCAUCACAUCUAAGUUUGCAUUGAUUUGAAAGAACAAGGAACUUGCAUAUUGAGCUAUGAUUUGGAUUGUUUGCCAACUUACAGUUAACAUGGAUUUUGAUAGAAUGGAACAAACCAAUAGUUAAUUGAAAAAUGAAAGACCGUUUUGUCAGGUGUAUUUUUGCAUCAAAUUAUAUAAUUUUAUGCUUCCUUGAGUUUUAAAUGUAUUUCAAAUUGUGAAAAAUGAUGGUAAAAUUGUGAUACUUGAUUUGAAUGUUUCCAUGUUUGACCCUGUUUUGAUCUAGUUAUGGACAUUUUUUGUAGGUGCCAAAUGAAUUCAGUUUAAGUCCUUGUAUCAUUAAAUGAUGUUGAAUAUAUAUAAGGAGUGCUUGUCAUAUAUCUUAUGAGUUUUCAGUUUGUACAUUGUGUAAAAUACGAAAAGUUACUACAUGGAUAUGUUAAAAAGAAGAAAAAAAAGAUUUAUUUGAGUUUUGUAUAGUGAUGUUCUAUGUAUGUUUUGAGGACAUUGUCCUGUAAUGAAAAAUAAAUAUGAUAAUUUCUUUUUGUGGUUAAAUAGUAAACAAGUCUUGAAAUGCAAGCU
Molecule: messenger RNA, 10126 nt
Organism: Lytechinus variegatus (green sea urchin)
Lineage: Eukaryota; Metazoa; Echinodermata; Echinoidea; Temnopleuroida; Toxopneustidae
Product: trithorax group protein osa-like
Exons: 21
Coding region: 261-5024 (1587 amino acids)
Biological process (GO): negative regulation of translation
Cellular component (GO): nucleus; cytoplasm
Molecular function (GO): mRNA binding
Source: RefSeq, a predicted model, not a curated record